GUAGUUAGAUAGCCAGCCUGCUAGUGCUAAGACAGGAGUUUGCUAACAGCAGCUAGCUUGCCAUCUGUCUUUGAGAGGGAAGCUGUGUUGUAUGCGGCGCAUUGUAUUUUUAUUUGCUUUGCCACCAUUGAAGCAUUGAUUCAUUUGUGAAGGAUGGACUUGAGCCGCAUUUUAUCGCAGGUGGAGAGCGACAGUGAGGAUGAAACUGUCAGGCUUUUGCAGCAAUACAACCAAGAGAAUAAUUGCACUUUCACCUUUGAUCAAAAGGAAGAGGAAAAGCGAGUUAAGCUGUGUCGGAGCCUGCUGAAGGUGUUGGGGAGGCCGGUGUCGCCCUUGUGUCUGAGCACCUGCCUGGGGACUCUCCGGAUCCUGUCCCGGGAUAAGCGGGUGUUGGGGCCCGUGGCCACGCGGGAGGGCAUGGCAGCGCUGGCCCGGCUGGCAGGGCUGCUGCCGGGCGAGGGGGCGGAGCUAACAGGGGCGGAGCCUGCAGAGGCGGGGUCAGUGGAAGUGGAGACUGGAGGGGCGGAGCCUGCAGGGGCGGAGUUGAUGGGGGCAGAUCCAGCAGAGCCAAAGGCGCAGUUGGAGGAGGAGAGGGUGGCGGUGGAGGCGCUGAAGUGCCUGUGUAACGUGGUGUUUAACAGCCCCACGGCGCAACAGGUCAGCCAGGACAUCUGUCUGGCCCGCGGUCUGUGCGCCCGCCUGGGGGCGAGCCGCGCCCCGGGGCACGAGGUGUGCCUGUUCUCCCUGCGGCUGGUCUUCCUGCUGUCCGCCCUGCGCACCGACGCGCGGAACAGCCUCCGGGGGGAGCUGCGAGCCCUGCCCCUGCUCACAGAGGUGCUGCAGCGCACCCUGGAUGUGCGCUGGGCGGGGCCCUACCAGGCCGCCACCCCCGAGCCCCAGGCCCCGCCCCUCCUGCCCCAGGCCUUCGAGCGGGCCGUGGAGGCCCUCAAAGCCCUCUUCAACCUCACCCUGUCUGAAACCAGUGAGGAGGAUGGUGCCCACCAGCUGCGCCUCAUCUCCGCCCUCAUGCGCCACCUCUUGCUGCUAAAGGCUCAGACAGACGACAAAACAGAGGAGGCCCACAGCCACGCCAUCAACCUGCUGAGCAACAUGCCGGGGUGCUGCCUGGACGUGCUGAUCGACGUGCCCCCCCGCGGCGGCCCCGAGUGGGGCGGCAAGAACAUGGAGGCCGUGCAGGUGCUGCUGGACUUCAUGGAGAAGAGGAUAGACAAGGGCACCAACUAUAAGGAGGGUUUGACCCCGGUGCUGAGUCUGCUAACAGAGAGCUGCAGACACCACAGGGAGAUCCGGAGGUACAUCAAGACCCAGGUGCUCCCCCCUCUGAAGGAUGUGAAGAACCGGCCGGAGGUGGGCAGCACGGUGCGGAACAAGCUGGUGCGCCUCAUGACCCAUGUGGACAUGGGUGUGAAGCAGAGCGCUGCCGAGUUCCUCUUCGUACUGUGCAAGGAGAGCGUGGACAGCCUGCUGAAGUACACUGGCUACGGGAAUGCUGCGGGGCUGCUGGUGGCCCGGGGGCUGCUGGCAGGGGGCCGCGGGGAGGGACAGUACUCCGAGGACGAAGACUCCGACACCGAGGAGUACAAGGAGGCCAAGCCCUUCAUUAACCCCAUCACCGGCCAUGUGGAGGAGCCCAUGCCCAACCCCAUGGAGGAGAUGAGUGAGGAGCAGAAGGAGUACGAGGCCCAGAAGCUGGUCAACAUGUUCGACAAGCUGUCCAGGCAUCAGCUGAUCACACCAAUGGGAGUGAAGCGAGACGGCACUCUAGCGCCCCUCGAGAAGACCAUCCACCAGUGCAAUGUGGAGAGCUCCAGCUCAGAUUCAGACUGAGGUCUGGCCUGUCUUCCCUGGGGAGACGGACUCCAUGCUUGCUGGCCCCCCAGGCACUGGGGCUGCCAGUGGAGUUUGCCCCAAACACUGCUUCUAGAUAAGUAUCCACUUUUACCCUGAGGUGAGGGGUGUGAUUUGAGCUGAUCUCGGAUCAGUUGCUUGGGGCAAAAUGUACGUGCAGCAGCCAGGGAGUUCCGGUGGACGUUUUAAAAUCUGAAGGAAACUUGUUGGAGACGAAUGAGACCACAGCCAUCUAAAAGACAUAAUAAAUAAGGACAUAAGACAAUUAGAGCUUCUCAGUGCUACAGUAAGGCUUGCUUCAGUUUCAGAAAAUUCUGCAUGUUUGACACAGCCCAAGGUCGCUAAUGUGACCCACUGCAUAAAUGUCUUAACCUGGAAACACAUACUGUGCUUUGGGUGAAUCUUUCACUUUCUUUUAGCAUUUCUGAUGUAUAAUCAGUAGUUUUAAAUGCCUUCACCUAUAGCGAUAAUAUUGUAAUAAUCUGCAAUUUUUUUAUGGAAAUGGAUUCUGUAUGUUCAUAUAUAACAGAUAUAACAUAUAUAAGGCAAACCACACUAAUUGCACUGCGUUACCAUUUCACAAAGUGCAUAUAUACAGCAUGUGCCAUAAGGUGGGGAAAACACGGCGAGCAGAGAUGUGUCUUUACACCAAACGCACAGGACCUGAAACACUGGUUACCUGUGAAGGGACUCUUAGGGUUAUGCGAGGGUGCCAGCCGAUAGCACCGCCCAUUAACACAUCUGCAACAGAAACGCAUCAUUUCAGACGGCACGGCAAGAGCCAGAGCGGCAGGAAACCAGCUCAGUCUGCAGCUCACAGCUCAGCUGACCCGACUGCCACACACAGCAGUGUACUGCUGUGCUAACGAGACACACACUGCCCACACGCUCAUACAGUAACCUACAGCUGCGUAGUGUGAAAUAUAACUGGUGGAGCCGAUUGGUUAUCCGCGAAUUGUAAAUGAGUGCUGACAGAUUAUGAAUACACAUUGGACAAAAGACUGUUCACACUUACUCGGUAUGCAAAUAGAAGAUACUACUCAGAACACACCUUUCUGAGGUCAGUAGUUAAUUUCAGGGGUGAAGGCUGUUCCAACACAGGUGACUCAAAGGUCGCAGAUUAUUGA
Messenger RNA from Megalops cyprinoides (Indo-Pacific tarpon), 2996 nucleotides. RefSeq names its product RIC8 guanine nucleotide exchange factor B (gene ric8b). The transcript is spliced from 10 exons. The record is from RefSeq and is a predicted model, not a curated record. Gene Ontology annotation, cellular component: cytoplasm; plasma membrane. Lineage: Eukaryota; Metazoa; Chordata; Actinopteri; Elopiformes; Megalopidae. Gene Ontology annotation, biological process: G protein-coupled receptor signaling pathway. Gene Ontology annotation, molecular function: G-protein alpha-subunit binding; guanyl-nucleotide exchange factor activity. The coding region runs from base 154 to 1848 and encodes 564 amino acids.